This is a messenger RNA of Colletotrichum siamense, 591 nucleotides long. RefSeq names its product U2 small nuclear ribonucleoprotein B'' (gene snrpb2). Gene Ontology annotation, biological process: mRNA splicing, via spliceosome. Gene Ontology annotation, cellular component: U12-type spliceosomal complex. Gene Ontology annotation, molecular function: U12 snRNA binding; pre-mRNA intronic binding. The transcript is spliced from 3 exons. The coding region runs from base 1 to 591 and encodes 196 amino acids. NCBI's taxonomy places the organism in Eukaryota, Fungi, Ascomycota, Sordariomycetes, Glomerellales, Glomerellaceae. The record is from RefSeq and is a predicted model, not a curated record.
AUGGCAGCCGUCGCCCCUCCUCGCGGCCUUGCGCCCAACUCAUCACUGCCCGCCAAAGUUUCCCAGAUCUCUCCCAAUCAGACGCUCUACGUCACAAAUCUCCCGUCCGCAAAGAUCCAGAAAAACGACCUUCGAACGGAGCUCUAUUUGCUCUUCUCUGCGUACGGUCCGGUGCUCGACAUUGUCGCCAUGAAGACCAUGAAAAUGCGAGGACAAGCGCACAUCACCUUCCGCGACAUCCAAGCAGCAACACAAGCCAUGCGCUCUCUUGAGGGCUUUGACUUCCUCGGCCGCCCUUUGUCGAUCCAGUACGCCAAGUCCAAGUCAGACUUCGUCGCGAAGCUUGACGGCACGUACAAGAUGCCGAACUCGACCGCCGGAGCCUCCAAUGUCGAAGUUACCGAGUUGCAGCAAAGCAUUUUCAACGCUCCGGCACCAGGCGAGGCCGCGGCCGCAUCGAAGCCCGCUCCCAGCGGUGACCAACCGAUGAGCGAUGCACAAGCAGCCGACCGGGGCCAGAAGCGGCAGCGCGACGAGGAGGAGGAUGACGACAGUGACGUCGCCAUGGAAGAGGACAGCGACGACGAUUGA